This is a messenger RNA of Ectocarpus siliculosus, 6183 nucleotides long. The record is from the annotation of a GenBank genome assembly. Lineage: Eukaryota; Phaeophyceae; Ectocarpales; Ectocarpaceae.
AUGACAAUGCGACAUCUUGCCGCAAAAAUAUUCGCGGAAGAGGUGGGGUGCGACUGGCUAACCCCGUCGCAGUGGGGGAUGCCAGUAGCAGGAGACGGGAGCGGGGCAUCCGUGUACUGCCAUUCGGCAGCAACGUACGACGAGCAGCGUAGGGGUUUCGGAAACGCAACCAAGGACGAAGCGGAAAUCAUGGUUCAUCGAUGCUCCGUGGUGAACUGGCCGGAGUACUUUAACCUCAACGCUUCGUCGGUGGAGCUGCCGGCGAACUGCACGUUUCGCGUAGUGGAGGCGGACACGUCCAGGAACCACGAUCUCGAGAUGGCCCUCAAAGAAACGGAUGCCAACGGCUUCGACAAUCUCGGUUGGGAUCGAUUGAAGAUUGUGCUUCGACAGCCGCACGCCAGCUCCAACUUCCUCGCAAGUCUGGGCUCAUGGGACGGCUGGAAGCGAGAGGUCGUCCGUAAGGUCUUGCGUCAAUUCAGGGAGAACUUCCACCAGUCCCCACGGCCAUGGUAUAACGACGAACCGGAGUGUGGAUACGAGGAGUCCGAGCUAAACUUUGCGCUGCACGUGCGCAUGGGAGAUAGACGAGAGUUGGAGGGGGUAACCCCCGAGUACUUCUCCCUGCUGGAAGGCUUCAUGGCGACCGUAACGCAAGCGGUCGUGGAGAGAGAACAGGCCGCACCGAUGUUUCACGUUUUUUCCGAGGCCCUGUACCCGUGCCCCUUCCCAGAGAACGCAACGUUCACUGAGUUCCCGUUUUGGCCGGUAGAGCGCGACCAGGUUUCCGUCUGCCCGCGGAACGCGGCCGAACAAGACGGCCCGGCGUCGCGACCGGACACCUUUCGCGUGGAGGGCAGGCCCGUCCUCCUUCACCUCGGACGCAACGCCGCCGAGGCGCUGUCGUGCAUGGUCCACGCCGACGGCUUGCUCAUGGGGUGCUCGACCUUCGGCCAGCUGGCGGGGGUGCUCAACGGAGACGGGAUCUCGUUCUUCUCCACCGAGUGCGGGGGGCACGGGGCCCCGCUGCAGUCCAAGAUGAUACCCCCCCUGGCCGUGGCAGAGAGGGGGCGGAUGUGGGUCCCCAUCGCAGGGUCUUGGCGAGAUCCCGUUCUCAGGGCGAAGCACGUUUUUUCUGCGGUCUUGGAUGAGCUGCUCAAGCGCAAGCAGGGCAGCACGCGGGUACCAAGAGGUCGACGAACCAGCCUGCGUUGGAGCUUGCACCAACGCUCCGGAAGGAGACAACGGUCUUCCUUCUUCGAGAAGGGAGACAAGAUGACCCCGGUUCCCAGCGACGGCCGCGGUGGGGAUGACUCCUACCAGCACGUAUCCACGCGGAGCUCGGGUACCUUUCUCCAGGCGAUCGCUCGAUCCAUCAACAAAAUACCCGAAGAUCAAGUUUUCGGCCGUUGGUACAACAGCAAGGGACAAGUGGAAUCUACUCGAACCUUUCAUGGCGUCUGGGUGGCAAGCGGCGAGAUUGCGCAUCUCCUUCGAGUGGAGUGGGGCCUGAGCAAGGGCGACCGAGUCGUGCUGGCGUUCGAUUUCGGCCUGCGCUUCUUCGCGGUCUUCCUUGGCUGCCUGAGAGCCGGCAUCAUCGCCGUGCCGGUGUACCCGCCCAACCCGGCCACGCUCAAGAGGUCUCUCAAAAAGCUGCAGCUUAUCGUCGACAGCUGUGCACCCAAGAUGGUCCUCGUGUGCCCGCUCGUCAACAAGCUCCGCCUGGCGUCGAAGCUGCGGGCGGUGGCGACGGGGAAAAGCGGCUGGCCGGACUUGCCAUACCACUGCCCCGACGUCAAAGAGGAGAAUAUUCCCACCGGUGGCAUGUCUUCUGCUACCGUUGGGUGGAGGAGUGGUGGUGGCAAGUCGGCGGACGUCAAAAGGACGCGGCCGAGCUUCGACGACCCGACCAUCAAGCCGCAAGACGUGGCCUUCCUGCAGUUCACCUCAGGGAGCACCUCCGAUCCGAAGGGGGUCAUGCUCACGUACGGCAACCUCACUCACAAUAUCGGAGUCAUCGUCAACUCCUCGAACGCGCAAAUCGCCGAACGAGGGGGGGUCGCGGAUGGCCAACGUACCUGGUUCUCCUGGCUGCCGACCUUCCACGACAUGGGGCUCAUCCAGGGAACUCUGACGCCAUUCGUCGCCGGAUGGACGGCCGCGUACUGCUCUCCCAUCACCUUCAUGCGACGGCCUCUGGUUUGGCUGGAACUCAUGUCCAAGGAAAAGUCGCAGAUGACGGCUGCUCCAGACUUCGCGUUCCGACUCUGCGUGCGGAAGUGGGAGGAGAUGUCGCCAGAGAACCGGACGGCACUACACCUGGACCUGAAGCACAUCAUGUUCAUGCAGAACGCCGCCGAGCCCGUCCGCGCUAGCACUGUUCGCGACUUCGCCGAAGCCUUCGCUGCCGUGGGCCUGCCGGGAUACGCCUCCAAUGCGGCGUACGGCCUCGCCGAACACACUGUCGGAUGCGCGUCCUCCAGCUCUAAUCCGGGAGGAGGGAGCUUGAGACACAUACCUGACGAGCGGCUGCAGGCUUCCGGGGAUAUUCACUUCUCGGCCGGCCUCCACAUGGAUAUCAAGAUCGUCGAUCCCGAGACCUGCCGGGAAGUUCCCACUGGGGAGACGGGGGAGAUGUGGGUAUCGUCGGACUCUGUCGCUGCGGGCUACUGGGGCAAGCCCGAGCUGACCCAGGGGACCUUCCGUGCACGGAUCAAGUGUGACAGUGCCGACGGGUCUCCUCCCCCUCCGUGGGCCAAUUCGGAGUUUCUACGCACCGGAGACCUAUGCCGUGUCGACGCCGAAGGCCUUCUCUACGUCGAAGGCCGCCUAAAAGACCUCGUCAUCGUUGCUGGGCGCAACAUCUACCCUCAGGACAUUGAGUUCGUCGCCCAAGAUGCGUCUCCUCUGGUCCGCCCAGGUUGCAUUGCGGUCUUCUCGGAGACAGAACUCGGCGGCGGCUUAGAGAUCGUAAUGGAGGUGCGAAGCGUGUCCAAGAAGAACACACAUGCGGUCACGGAAGCGCUGGAAGCCGUGCGCCGCAGCGUCAUGAGCGAAUCGGGACUCGCACCUUCCAGGGUGGUCGCCAUCAAAGAGAGAACGAUUCCGAAGACUACCUCCGGAAAGAUUCAGCGACGCAAGACGAGAGCGGCGCUCCACGCGGGUGCCCUAGAGGUGGUGCAGGAGCUUCGUUUCGAUCCCGUAGAAACGCCCCCCCCUGCUGUUCGUGGCCCCACUCCGCUGAGCGACCGUGAGGAGUCAUCGUCCACAGCACCCACUGCCGUACCUGCUGCAGAAAGGGCGCUCCAUCGUGCGUCCUCUUCAAAACUCUCGCCUCAAACGGCUGACGGCAACACGAGCAUGGCCCCCAAGAAUAGCAGCGACGCUGAAACUCCGCGCGGCAACACAGAGCGGCCUCCCGAACGGCAAGCGCCGGCCGAGUUGUGUGUCAAAGACGUAAUCGACAUCGUGCAGUCAGCCACCGGGGUUAGUUGUAUUGGAGAGUCCGACGACCUACUGGACCUCGGCGUUGACUCUCUCAUGUCCGUUGGAAUCAGCAAAGACUUGUCUGAAGCUUCCGGAUGCGAGCUCCCACAGGAGCUCGUCUUCACGCACCCCACGGUGACCCUUAUCGCGGAGUUCAUUAGCUCUGCCGUUCAGAGUCGUCAAGCCUCCACUCGCGCCAGCGACCUCAGUGCGGCAGGCGUCUCCUCCAUGCCCACACACAUGGGUGGUUUGGACUGCCCGGGAGGCUCCCACCUGAAGGACCUGGGCGAGCAGUGGACGACGGGUCCCAUGCAAGGAUGGGCGUUUCGCCUAUCUCAGACGAUCCUACUAGCAUUGGUCCUGGUCCAGAUAUUCGUUGCACUGCAACCGGCCCGUCACUACUGGCGGUACAUCAACGAGUUGGCCUUGACAGGGUCAUUCGGUGGGUACAACAAGCAGCCGUGGCUCUACGUGGAUCUUCCUGUCUUCGGAGGAGGAGGAGGAGGAGGAGGAAGCGCAGAAGAGUCUUCCAAGAUGCGGGUUCUCGGGCUUCUCGGAGCGCUUUCGCCCAUCAUAUGGUUCGCGUGCUUCACGGCGAUCGUCAUCGUGACAAAGCUACUGCUGAUCGGUGGGUACCCUCAAGUGCGCGUCCCGCUGGGCACGCGCGCGUACCUCUCCUGGUGGUAUAUGAACACCAUGCUGAACGUGUGGGAGUCCGUCGGUGGAACGUGGUUGCUCGAUACGAAGCUGAUAAUCUUCAUUUACCGGUGCAUGGGGGCACAGAUUGCCUGGACCGCCAGCAUCAGCGUCUUCGUUCGCGAGUUCGAUUCGGUGGAGGUCCAGGAAGGGGCGAAGGUGGAUGGCAACCUGUACGUCCGGCGGUUCGAGGCUUCUUACAUGGACGUGGCGCCCAUCAUCAUUGGCAAAGGUGCCGACAUUAGAACCGGGUCCGUGGUGUACGGAGGGACAAGCGUCGGUGAUCACUGGGCUGCCCUUAGGAUGGCGUAUUGUGGCAUUGACAGCUCUAUCACCGACGGUCGCAUCGUUCGCUUUGCCUGCACUCAGCCACACUCCACUUGGGAAGGUCACCCCGCGAAGGAAACUAGCCAAGCCCAUGACAGCAUGGUGCUGGAUGUCCCUGGCACGCGUGUCACCACACUCUGUCUGACCGAGUUGGCGAAGCAAAUCUCGAUCCUGUGCACCCUGGUUGCUACGACGGCAAUGACCUACAUCCCGACCAUCCUCUAUGAGUCUACCGGUCUAUCGGAGAACUUCCGCUACGCCCUUCUAGUCGAGGUUGUUUUUCUCGUCGCCGGAGUACCGAGCCAGCUAGCUCUCUACACCGUUCUGCUCAAGUGGGUCCUCGCAGGUCGCGUGACAGAGGGCUCUUACAAACCGAGCGUCUUCCAGACCUGGCGACGCUGGUACCUCGGCAGGCUUAACACGUUUGUGUUCGCCUACUUGCACGUCUUCAACCAGUGUCCGAGAUACGAGUGGUGGAGUGCCGCGCUUGGCAUGAAAGUGGGGCGUGGUUCGGUUGUCCUGCUGGAAGAAUUCAACCCGGAGGACGCGCACCUGAUUCAGAUCGGCUGCCGAUCCCACAUCGGCUACCCGCGUCUCUCCGUCGACCGACCGACCGGACGUGGAACUGAACGCGAGAAGAAGGCAAUAUCGAUCGGAUCGAAGGCGUUACUCGGGUUCGGGGUACACAUCGGCGCGGGCUGUACCGUCGGAAACGGUGCAAUGCUUGGCGGAUACUCCAAGCUAAGGCCUGGAGAACAUCUCACCGACGGGUCGGUGACGAUGUGCGACCAGCAGAGUGCCUUUCAAUUUGGUGGUUCUGCGCCUACCUCGGUCCCAAGGGAUAUCCAUGACGAUCCCCGCGAAACUGUCAAGGCGAACGUCAUCGACGCGGCGUGCACCCUGGGGGCUUGCUCCCUCAACAUCCUGGCCUUGGUGGCGUCUUUCGAGGCGACCAAGCUAGCAGCAUCUCUGUGGUCGAGAGGCGAUUCCAUCGACACCAGGGUUGUGGUGUUGUCGGCGGUGGCCUUGAUCGUGUGGGCGUUGGCCUCGGCUGUACUUCUUGCCGUCUUUAAGUGGGUGUUCGUGGGGAACUUCCGCCUCAUGUCAACCGCAGGCACACAAAGGGAAAUCUCUGCCCGAGUUGGGCCACGUUCAACGGACAUCGAGAAGGGGUCCGGGGGAGGGCAACAAGAAGGCCAGCGGCGGAAGACGAACAAACUCACGGCUUCGCAGGUUAUGCGGUGGCGGUGGAUGCAGCGCUUCGUCUACUUCUCCCUCUUCGAGCCGUACAUUGUCAACACCGUCCUCAAAGGCACGUGGCUGCUCAACGUCUGGCUAAGGCUCAUGGGUGCAGACGUUUCCAUGGGCGCUCUGAUUCUAGGCAAGGUGUCCGAUCACGGCAUGGUGAAGGUUUGCAAGGGUUCCGUGGUUGCUGGUGUUCUAUAUGGACACCGCGCUACCUUCGUUGACGGAAUCUGGUCCCUGGAACUGGCGCCUGCACGUGUAGGUGAACGUGGGGUUGUGCAUGCCCACACCGGGAGCUGGUGCACGGAGAUGGGGGCUGGAUCAACUUUGACAGCCGGUAGCGCCACACUUAGCGGACAGGUUUUGCAAGCCGGGGAAGUGUUCGGGGGUCGUCCUCCUCAGAAGCUUUGUGGAAGUUGGGCGUGGUAA